Messenger RNA from Lactuca saligna, 372 nucleotides. The record is from the annotation of a GenBank genome assembly. NCBI's taxonomy places the organism in Eukaryota, Viridiplantae, Streptophyta, Magnoliopsida, Asterales, Asteraceae.
AUGACUCUGGACUUCCACACAAACAAGAAGAUUCUGGAAGAAGUUGCCAUCAUUCCAUCAAAGCGACUUAGGAACAAGAUUGCAGGAUUCUCUACUCACUUGAUGAAGCGUAUUCAGAAAGGACCAGUGAGGGGAAUCUCAUUGAAGCUGCAGGAGGAAGAAAGGGAGCGACGUAUGGACUUUGUUCCUGAUGAAUCAGCCAUUAAGACUGAUCUGAUUGAGGUUGAUAAGGAGACCAUUGAAAUGCUUAAUGCUCUUGGCAUGGGUGAUCUUCCUGGUGUUGUUAAGGCUUCUGUGGAGCCACAGGCUUUGCCAUCUGUUCCUGCUUUUGGUAGGGGUGGUGGUGGUGGUGGUUUUGGAAGGAGAUAUUGA